This is a messenger RNA of Pedinophyceae sp. YPF-701, 1650 nucleotides long. The record is from the annotation of a GenBank genome assembly. NCBI's taxonomy places the organism in Eukaryota, Viridiplantae, Chlorophyta, Pedinophyceae.
AUGACGGCCGAAGGCGUCGAGAUCCCCGAGGGGGUCACGAUCCCGAAGGUCCUGCCGGGGUUCCAGCCAUGGGACCCCACGAAGGCCACGGGGCGCCGCACGCAGCACCUGCGCUACGUGCACGGCGUACCGCAGGUCAUGGACCCGCUGCCGGCGGAGAUUGAGAACGCUGACGAGCUCCUCGCGAGCACGGCGGAGCUCAAACUCAGCAUGCCGAUCGGGGACCCCACCGUCGCCCCCAAGGUCUCCGAGGUCAACCACUGGGGGGACUCAUACCGCCCGCAGACCCCGCAAUGGCUCGCGUUCGACAGGAAGGUCCUCAGGUUCACCGGGUUCUUCAAGGAGCCCGUGGUGGAGUCCGCGAUGGAGAACUUCCGCAUCCGCUACGUGACGCUGUACUUUUACCUCGAGGACAGCACGCUGCACAUGUCGGAGCCGCGCGAGGACAACUCCGGGAUCCCGCAGGGCCAGCUGCUCUCCCGGCACCGCGUCGAGACGGACGACGGCGAGCCCGUCACGUUCGACCGCAUCGUCGUCGGCUCCGAGCUCACCCUCUACGGCCGCACCUACCACAUCACGUCGUGCGACGGCUUCACGCGGUACUUCCUCACCGAGCAGGGCAUCGACGUCGCGCCGGACGAGGAGCUCCCCGUCGACCCGUUCCGCACGGCCGCGGCCAACCGCACGGAGACGCAGCACGGCCGCCGAGACCCCAACCGCUGGCGCGAGCAGCUGCAGCAGUUCUUCGCGUACGACCGCAAGGUCCUGCGGUUCUUCGCGCUCUGGGACGACAGCGAGAGCCUGUACGGCGACAAGCUCGCCUUCUCCGUGCUGUACUACCUCGCGGACGACACGAUGUCGGUGUCGACGGACCCGGAGUCGCACAAGCACGGGCGCGACCCGUUCCCGCAGCUGCUCCGGCGCGGGCGCGUGCCGAAGGACCACACGAUGAUGUCGACGUACACGCCGCGCCCGCUCCCGGCGUACCGCUGGACGGACCUCUGCAUCGGCGGCUACGUCAACAUCUUUGGCCGGAAGCUCUUUUUGUACGACUGCGACGAGUUCACGCGCGCGUGGUACAUCGAGAAGGGCGGCAUGGGCGAGGCCGACAUGGCGCCGAUCGACAUCCGCGACCGCGUCGACCAGCCGCUCAAGGUGCCCGUGGCCUCGGUCGCGCCGGACUGGUACGGCAUCGGCAGCGAGCGCGACCAGAUGCAGUCCGUGCUGCGCCUCGUCCCGAAGCCCCCGAAGCCGAGCUGGACCAAGUUCCUCAACUACGACGGCGUCGCGCUGCGCUUCGUCGGGCGCAUGGUCGACAUGGAGGGCCUGGCGCCCGUCGGGCCGGCGGACGAGGAGCGGCGGUUCGUGCUGAGCUUCUACCCCGCGGACGACACGGUGGGGAUCUACGAGCCGCCCGUGCGGAACAGCGGGAUCAUGGGCGGCAAGUUCAUGGAGCGGCGGAGGCUGCAGAAGCCCGACUCGAACGGCGAGAUCUACGCCGUGGACGACUUCUACGUGGGCGGGCUGGUGGUGGCCGGGCGGCGCUGCUUCGAGCUCGUCGAGGCGGACAAGUUCACGGAGAAGUGGAUGGCGGAGAACCGCGGGGGGGGGGAUGACGCGGGGGGGGAGGCGGCGCCCGCGGAGGAGUAG